GUACAGCAGCCCGGCAUCCAGUCCAAAUGUCUCCUAUGUGUGAUCUUCUGCUGUUCUUGUUGGUGGUCACGGUCAAGGGUGACGACGUGCUGGUGACCGUACAGCAGGGCACGCUGAGAGGGACCACGGCCACGAGCGGCUACAACACGUCCUACACGGCCUUCCUGGGCAUCCCGUACGCCGAACCACCUGUGGGCGACCUGCGUUUCCAGCCUCCGCAACCGGCCACUGGCUGGGAGGGCGUCCGAGAUGCCACGCAAUACGGCAGCGACUGCGUGCAGAACACGGGCGAGGGCUCGGAGGACUGCCUCUACCUGAACGUGUACGUGCCAGGGCUACCGCAUGAGGGCUCCGGGCUGCCCGUGCUCUUCUACGUGCAUGGUGGAGGCUUCAUCAAGGGCAGUGGCUCCGACCAGAAGUUUGGACCAGACUUCCUCGUCUCGUACGGAGUUAUACUGGUCACCAUCAACUACCGCCUCGGGCCGCUCGGCUUCCUGAGCACUGGCGACGAUGUCGUACCUGGCAACGUGGGCCUCAAAGACCAGCUGCUGGGGCUCUCCUGGGUGCAGAGCAACAUCGAGCGCUUCGGCGGUGAUCCUCAGCGUGUGACGCUGGACGGGCGCAGCGCUGGAGGCGUGGCAGUCUCCUUGCAUCUCAUGUCGCGGCAGACCGCAGGUCUGUUCUCACACCUGGUAGACCAGAGCGGCACCUUCGUCGCUGGCAUGUCCGUGGUGCCGGAUCCUCGGUACCACGCUUUCAGACUGGGUUCUGUCCUCGGCUACGAAGCGGAAAACUCUCAGCAGCUGGUGCAGUUCUUACGCUCUGUGAACGCCACUGACCUCCUGGUGGAUACGUCCGUCUUAAUGACGGAUGAGCAAAAACUGUACUACUCUUACAGCGUUUGGGCUCCUAGUAUUGAACCAGAUAUCGAAGGAGCCUUCAUAAGGGAGUCACCAAUUCGUAUACUGAAUGCAGGCACUUUCAACAAAGUACCUAUCAUGAUUGGCAUUACGUCUGCUGAGAUUGGAGUCAGUAUUCUGAAUAACUCAGAUGUUGUCGCGAACCUCAACGAAAAUUUUGAGGCAGUGGUGGGGCCAUGCCUUCAUCUAGAGACGACGGCUGAACAGACACAAGCAGCGCUUGAACUCAGGAACUUCUAUUUCGGCAACGAAACUAUCAGCCUCGAUGAUCCUGAACCUUUGAUCCAUCUUAGUGAAGACAUAGAUUUCUUCAACCCCACUGACGCACUCGUCAGAAGAAUAGUGGAAGUUUCUGAUUUACCAGUCUACUACUACGAGUUCGACUAUCGCGGGGUGAACGUACCUACAAACGAAUGGGGUGAGUUCAAGCGGAGGCCGUACACGAAGAUACAAUCUGCAACGAAUCCAACCCCUGAGGCGGAUCCCGUGGUGUGGGAGCCGUACGACCUGAGCAGCCGCAGCUACCUGCUGAUGCAGGCCAACUUCUCGCUCGCAUACGACAGGCUUGGCGAGCGAAUGGACUUCUGGAACGAUAACGUACCACUAGAACCGUCUCCUGGGACCUACUGA
This is a messenger RNA of Schistocerca americana (American grasshopper), 1550 nucleotides long. RefSeq names its product venom carboxylesterase-6-like. NCBI's taxonomy places the organism in Eukaryota, Metazoa, Arthropoda, Insecta, Orthoptera, Acrididae. The coding region runs from base 27 to 1550 and encodes 507 amino acids. The record is from RefSeq and is a predicted model, not a curated record. The transcript is spliced from 9 exons.